This is a messenger RNA of Leptopilina heterotoma, 5780 nucleotides long. It is a transcript of the gene Mctp, whose product is annotated as multiple C2 and transmembrane domain-containing protein. Lineage: Eukaryota; Metazoa; Arthropoda; Insecta; Hymenoptera; Figitidae. Gene Ontology annotation, biological process: regulation of neurotransmitter secretion. Gene Ontology annotation, molecular function: calcium ion binding. The transcript has 14 exons. The record is from RefSeq and is a predicted model, not a curated record. Gene Ontology annotation, cellular component: synaptic vesicle membrane. Bases 1626 to 4418 code for a protein of 930 amino acids.
UACAUAUGCGCAAUUUUUGAAUUAUUUCCAAACUAGGUUGUUUAGAAAAUUUGUGCUGGGAAUAUGGGAUAGAUUAAGUGAGGUGCAAUUAUAUUUAAUAUAUGUAAUUAUACACUAGAUGCAGCAUGGAACUUGACGCGUGCGUAAUUUUUCCUUCAUAUUUAUUAAUUUUUGUUGAUAGUAAUGUUAGCUUACAGUAAUCUUAAAAAGGAGAAUAAAGUAAGCUUAUAGCUAGCCAACAUAAGCUUUCAGUAUUAAAGUAAUAUUCCACUUUUCCAUGUUUUCUUAAAAGUUAAGAAGAGUCACCCCUUUUACCGCCUAACUUUGAAAUUCUAUUGUGUACAUGCAUAUAUAUGAAAGUAUUACUCAAAAGUUUCAGUGAAAUUCUAGGACAGAAACUGAGCACCUACAUGUCUACAUUUAAAAAUAUUAAUCCAUAUUAUUUUACAACAAUAAACACUUAUUUGAGUUUUCAAAUAUAUUAAUCAGUUUUCUUAUUUGUCAUUUAAAAGUUUCUAAUUUGGAUAAUGUAAAUAGAUACAUCCACAACAAAAAUAAUUUAUUUCUUUUGUUCUUUGGAUUUAAAUGCAAAAAUUUUUAGUAAACAAAUUAGUUAACUUCGUAUGCUGAUUAUUUUAGUAAACAUUUAAAAAACUUGAUGCUUUUGGGUUUAACACAAUAUCGAAAAAACCCUUUUUUAUAAGUACUACCUCUUUAACUCAGUCAUUUCAUAUGCGCAGGUUCAACAUGAAAUAAGAUUUGUAUCUUUUAUAUUGUUUAUAAUGUGUAAAGUUUCUCGCAGUUCAAUAGAUUCUUACGCCUUUAAAAUGAGUAAUAAUGAAGAUACUCUUUUUAAUGAAACAAAGAAACAAUGUUUGCAACGUUACAUAAUAGUUUUAUUAAAUUUUUAUAACGUAAACCUGCCGAGUAGACGAUUCAGUUUGGGUCGAUAGAGCUGCCACAUCUACAACCUUCUCUCACAUUCUCGACCUUUCUUUCUCAUACGCAUUUACGGUUUAGUUUUUUCUCUCCGUUUUUAUAAUACUUAUGCCAAAUUUUAUUUUUUAACUAAAUAUACAACAUCCAUUUAUACAUAUAUAUAUAUGAAUAAUUAUUUAAUAAAUACUCUUAAGUCUUCUGGUGGUUUAUUAGAGGAUAACGUUAUUCAACAUUUAUAAUAAAAACAAAUUAAGAUAUUAUUUUUAAAAUUAUCUUUUACAUACUCUUUUUAUUUCAGUUAAUAAGGCACUAAAGUGCGCUCUGAAGUGUUAGGUGUAAAGUGUAUAGUGUAGUUACAAGCACAAAUAUACAUAUGUCAGAGUGAAAAUUUUUGUAAAGUGAUAAUUAAUUUUUCAAAAUUGUUAUAAUAAAACAAAACAUAAAAUUACGUGUUUUAAAGAGAUGCACUUCAAGUACAGUGAACAACCUCUAAUGACCUUCACUAUGAACUUCCAUUUUCAGUUAUUUAAAUACCCAUUCGUCAUAAGUUUAUCGAAUGUAAUAAAGAAAUAGAGCUAUAGUAAGGUCAUGUUAUCAUUACACGCUACCGUAAUUUUUUUUUCAAAGUCUGUUGAAUAUCUAUCAGCAAAAACGUCAAAGAACAAUUCUUCGCCUAGGAGGAUAAAAUGAGUAAAAGUGUUGAAUUUCUUUCAAUGGCAGAGGACAACGAACAAGCAUGUGAAAAAGAUGUAGAAGAUAAAUCUAGACUUAACUUUAAUGGAAGUCGUCAAAUAUCCAAGAGCGCAACUGAGCUUAGAAAUAAUGAAUCUGAUAGUUCUAAUCGAUCACCAGUUCACCGACUACCUGCUGAUGAGAAAGAAUUAGCCGCAAGUCAUCGACAUCGACAUGCAUCUGUGGCUCAAAAAACUCAUAUCUUUUUUGCCACCUUAAAAAAUCGCUGGACACGAAGUAAGAGCAAGGAGAGAAAAAAAUCGAAAGAAACCUCCAUCUUCCUUAGUCAAGAGUCCAAAAAUGUAGGCUUAGAGUCCGACUACGCUGCGGACUACUCUUCAGAACACAGUCAUAGUUCUUCCGCUACUCAAAGUCCAGCUAAACAUUAUUUGAAUCAUCCAGUUUCAGAUUCACCUCUAUCAAAUCGCAAAAAGGACCAAAACGAUGGUUUCGAUGAUUCUUCUUAUACAGACGCAUCUGGUAAACAAAGACAAAAAGGUGAUGGUUUUGAGGAAACAAAAACAAAUGGAAUUGUUGACAUUAAUUUAACUUCAGAGCAUGCUCGGCGAAGAGAAUUGGCUUUAAGGCAACAUGCAUUUUUUCAACUGCGACUGCAUAUAAGGAGAGGCGCUAAUCUUGUCGCAAUGGAUAGAUGUGGUGCUAGUGAUCCUUAUGUUAAAAUAAAAUCCUGCGGACGACUUUUGCACAAAACUCGAACAGUUCAUAGGGAUUUAAAUCCAACGUGGGAUGAAAGUGUUACAUUACCGAUUGAAGAUCCAUUUCAAACAAUCAAUUUUAAGGUUUUUGAUUACGACUGGGGUCUUCAAGAUGAUUUCAUGGGUGCAGCAGUUUUAGAUUUAACACAAUUAGAUUUAUGCCAAUCUCAAGAUAUUGUUUUGGAAUUAAAGGAUCCUGCAAGGCCACAACAGUAUUUAGGUGAAAUUAUUUUAACAGCUUCCCUUUGGCCGAAAAAUCAACAAGAAAAGGAGCAGUAUUAUCAGAAGAGUAGUCGACUAGCGGACGUGAAUCGCAAAUUAAAGUCCCAAAUAUGGAGUUCAGUAGUUACAAUUGUAUUAGUUGAAGCAAAGAAUCUGCUACCAAUGGAUGUAGAUGGUUUAUCUGAUCCAUUCGUUAAAUUUCGAUUGGGUGCAGAAAAGUAUAAAUCGAAAGUAGUUAACAAAAAUUUAAAUCCCGUUUGGUUGGAGCAAUUCGAUCUUCAUCUCUAUGAUGAUCCACACAUAGGUCAGGAAUUAGAAGUUAUGGUUUGGGAUCGUGAUAAAAGUCAUCAGGAUGAUAUAAUGGGGAAGUGUAUUAUAAAUUUAGACAGUCUGGAACGAGAAACAACUCACAGACUUUGGCGUGACUUGGAAGACGGGGCUGGCAGUAUUUUUUUGUUACUGACAAUCAGUGGUACAACUGCCAGCGAAACAAUUAGUGAUUUAGCAGCUCACGAAGAAACUCCUCGCGAAAGAGCACAACUCUUGCAAAAAUAUUCAUUAAAGAAUACUUUAAGAAGGCCAAAAGAUGUUGGACAUUUGAUUAUCAAGGUUUACAGGGCUCACGGCCUCGCAGCUGCCGAUUUGGGCGGCAAAAGUGAUCCAUUUUGUGUUCUAGAAUUAGUUAACGCUAGAUUGCAGACUCAGACAGAAUAUAAAACCUUAACACCAAACUGGCAGAAGAUCUUUACAUUCAACGUAAAAGACAUCAACUCGGUUUUGGAAGUGACUGUUUAUGAUGAAGAUCGAGAUCACAAAGUUGAAUUUCUUGGUAAAGUGGCAAUUCCUUUAUUGAAAAUAAAAAAUGGUGAGAAAAGGUGGUACGCUUUAAAGGAUAAAAAACUGAGGGGUCGAGCCAAGGGAACUUCGCCUCAGAUUCUUCUAGAAAUGACAGUAGUGUGGAAUAUACUAAGAGCUUGCAUUAGAACAAUCAAUCCUAAGGAAAAAAAAUAUAUGGAACCAGAAAUGAAAUUUAAGCGACAAGUGUUUCUUAGGAAUGUGCUUAGACUAAAAGCUAUUAUUGUCAUUUUUAUUGACAUGGGAAAAUAUCUUCAGAGCUGCUUCGAGUGGGAAAAUAAGAUGAGGAGUGCUAUUGCGCUUGUUCUCUUUGUGCUUGGCUGCUACUACUUUCAGCCCUACAUGGUUCCUACUGCAGCGUUACUGAUCCUCUUAAAAUACUAUGUGGUUGCUGUACUAACUGGAGCACCAGUUACUCAUCAGGCGGGGCAGAACUUUCCAAAUGCGAAUGAAACGUCAAUUGAUGAUGGUCCUCCGACUCCGGGCGACGACGACGACGACGAUGAUGACAAGGAUAAGGAGGAAAAAAGAAGUCUUAAAGAACGUCUUCAAGCUAUACAGGAAGUAACUCAAACUGUGCAAAAUUCAAUUGGCUACUUAGCUAGUCUAUGCGAAAGAGUAAAAAACCUUUUUAACUUUACGGUUCCUUAUUUGAGUUAUCUUGCCAUCAUAAUGUCGAUUUUUGGAGUGAUUGUGCUGUACUUAAUACCGGUGCGAUUUCUAAUCUUGGCCUGGGGCGUGAACAAAUUUUCAAGGAAGAUCUUCAGACCUCAUACGGUGCCUAACAAUGAAGUUCUUGAUCUUCUGUGCAGAGUUCCAGAUGAUGAAGAGAUUCUUAAUUACAGAGAAUUAAAGCCUUUACCCACUGCCGACUUUGAGAAGGGAGGAAAAGUAGGAACAUCACAAGGUAAUUUAACAAGGAGAGAAUUAAGACGAAGACAAAAAAUGGCGUAACAGAUUAUCCCGCGGCAGGAAGUCGCGGGUCUCCGGCCGUCCGAUCUCUUUAAAACUGUUUUGAUGCGUAAAAAAUUUCUAAGAAAUCGAAAAGAUUCUGAUGAGAAGUUGGACAUUUUAGAAAUUGACUGAACGGAAAUCCUAGAUUUUUUAAGAAGAAAAAAUUAAUAUUUUUGGUUUUUUUCAGGUUAGGUACCCUUAUUACACAUUCACAAUUCUAUUUCAACUAUGGUAGAAAUAAUCGUUUUUAAUAUUAAAAUCAUUUUUUAAUUUCUUCAUCACGUUUACUAGACAAUCUAGUGGGCUCAGAAACAUAAUUCAUCUUAGAGACGUUUCUGGUCCACGUAAAUUCAGAAAAUCAGAAAUUGUUUUUAAGACAAUCUAUGUCCUCAGACACACUGGUUAUACAUGUUAUGGAGCUUCAAAGUUUAAAAUAAGUUCAUUAAUAUUUAACAUACUUUUUACUUUUUCUUGUUUAAACCAUAUCAGACAGAGAAAAAAUGUUUAACUAUUCAAAUACUAUUGAACUGUUAUUAUUUUAAGAUAAUUCACAUUAGAAAUACGUCUUUCAUUCCAUAAGUUAGUUGCUAAAUUAUUCUAAAAACUAGAAAGCGGACUUAAUGUUCAAUAGCAUAUUUUUUCCAUUUUCAUUUGUGUGCCAAGAAUUUUUCUGUUCGAUAAAUCGAACAGCUGUCCGAUAUGGGUUCAAAUUUAUUUUUUUAAUUAAAACAUCAACUUGUUAUAUAUAAUAACUUGUUAUUUAGAAAUUUUUAUGGUCGUUGAAUUUGUGAUGUAUAUGUGCUUGUAAUAAUAUUCUUCUGUAUUUUCUAAAUUUUAUCUGAUACUACUCUUUUGAGUUUAAGUAUAUUUCAAAUUCACAAGACUUUGUGAGUUCAAUAUACUACUUCCAAGCGGCAAGUAAACAUUUUUUAAUCUUCAAAAUGAAUUUUUAAGGAAAAAAGUAUUCCUUUCUGUUAUCGUAACUUUUUACCAUUAUCGUAAUCUUGUAAAAUUCCAUUUUCAUCGAAAUCGAUUUGUAUUUUCUUAUAACAAUCUUUUUAGAUUUAACGUUUAAGGAUUUUCUAUGUUUUUUGGAUCACAUUAAAACUUAUAAAGUGAAUCCUGAUUAAACUUCUGACUCUUUGUCUUUAACUCGACUGUUUCUAAUUUCCAAAUUUCUUAUUCUCUGACAACAAUAAGAGUAUUUCAUAAAUCGUCUAGUAAAUUUUUAUGUUUCUGCGUAAUUUAUUCAAUGAAAAAAAUCUGAAAAAGUUGAUUUUCUAUGUUCUGGUUUUAAAAAGUAUAUCAGUAGAAAUUUGCAACUUCAUUAAAAUAGCCUAUUAAAUAUAUAAAACUAAGAAG